UCCAGUCCUGCAGGUGGCGUUACUCGAUAUUUCUGACACGAAUACAGCGCGGGAGAGUUUGGCUGAAGUAACUGGAAAUGACAGACAACGGGAUAUUCAAACAUUCAGCGCUCUGAGCUGCAAACGUGUGUUUUGUUUAUCAAUACAAAUGAAAAGAAGCUGUAAUGGGUGACAGAACUCUACCCGAAUGGAUGAAUAACAAACCCCAGGAUGAACACACAUCAGGGACUUAUAAAAAGAAUGUUUUGGAGGAUCAUCUACCGUAUCUGGAAUUUGGUGGAACAGUCGUAUACAGCCAGGAAAGACAUGACUGUUCUUUUUUAUCAGAGGAUUUAAGAUCUGCUUUGGCAUCUGGCUCAGCGGUGGGAUUUGAUCUGGAAUGGCCACCAAGCUUCACCAAGGGGAAGACAAAGAAAGUUGCUAUGGUGCAGCUGUGUGCAUCUGAGGACAAAUGCUACCUGUUUCACAUCUCCUCCAUGUCAGGGUUUCCUCCUGGACUGAAGAUGUUUCUAGAAGACGAGAACAUUAUGAAAGUUGGCGUGGGAAUUGAGGGUGACAAGUGGAAGUUAUUGUCUGAUUAUGACAUCAAAUUGAAGAAUAUCGUUGAGCUCUCUGAUCUGGCAAAUGAGAAGCUGAGAUGUUGUGAGAAGUGGAGUUUGGAUGGCCUUGUGAAGCACUUGUUGAAGAAGCAGCUCUUCAAAGACAAACUGGUGCGCUGCAGUCACUGGGAUGAUUUUGGUCUGACUGAAGACCAGAAGAAAUACGCUGCCACAGACGCUUACGCUGGAUUGCUAGUUUAUCAGAAACUACAGGAAAUGAUGUCUGGUCGCUCAGGAUCCUCAGCGCUCAGCUUGAAAGAGAGAGUGUUUCAGAUUGCUUGUGAUCUAAAAGAUCUGUCUGAUCAUAUUCCCAAUGAACUCGACUGCGCACACGGUGCUGGGAGACUAGUGGAUGAUCUGUCUCAAACACUUACAUCUCUAAGAUGUGUUUUGUCAAAUUCCAACAAGCCGACUGAACAAUUAGUUGAAGAAAAGACUUCUCCAAGACUUGUUCUCGAUGACACCAAUUCUCAUCAUGAGGGCGUUUCCACAACUGAAGAGCAGAGCCACAGUCAGUGUGUGGAAAACCUUGGCAGACCUGCACAGAGAGAGUGUGUGAUGUCUUUGGAUAUCUCAGAGUAUGAGCUGCAGAUGCUGGAGGAACAGGCCAGACAGGAGCAGCUGGAAGAGGAGUGUAUCUUAGCUUUCCAGACUCAACACGCAUCAGGACCCCAGAAUUACAAUGACACAGAGAGCGAUGAAGAGUUUGAUGAUGAAAUGAUGAAGUGUGCAGAUGACAUAGAGAAAUUGAGUCAUGCACAGAUCCCUCAGUCUGGUGAUGAAGAUGAGGAUGUUGAGGAGGACCAGGAAGAGAUGCUAGAUUCAAGCAUUCCACAGCCAGUUCCUGAACAAAUCAAAUGUCUGAAAAUGUUCUUUGGACAUCACAGUUUUAAACCGGUUCAGUGGAAAGUGAUUCAGUCCAUUCUCACAGAGAGGAGAGAUAAUCUUGUCGUCAUGGCAACAGGUUAUGGGAAGAGUUUGUGCUUCCAGUUUCCUCCGGUGUACUGCCAGAAAAUCAGUGUGGUUAUUUCACCACUCAUCGCCCUCAUGGAGGAUCAAGUGCUUCAGCUCACGAUGUCAAACAUUCCUGCUUGUUUUCUUGGAUCUGCUCAGACCAAAAACCUAAAUGAGCAAGUGAAAAGGGGUGAUUUCAGAGUGGUCUACAUAACACCUGAGUUCUGCUCGGGGAACAUUCCUCUGCUAGUGCAGCUCGACAGGACUGUUGGUUUAUCACUGAUUGCUGUUGAUGAGGCUCAUUGCAUUUCUCAGUGGGGUCAUGAUUUCAGAAGUGCGUAUCGGGAGUUGGGGAAACUCAAGAAAAAUCUCCCCACUGUGCCUUUUUUGGCACUCACGGCUACCGCAAGUCCAUCUAUCCGUGAGGACAUCAUUAAUAGUCUUCAUUUGAUCAAUCCCAUGAUUACCUGUACCUCAUUUGACCGACCAAACCUUUACUUGGAUGUCAAUCGCAAGUCCGGGGACGUCAUCCAAGACCUUAAACGAUUUCUUGUUAAAAAGAAAAGGGGUGGUUAUGAGUUUGAGGGCUCGGCCAUUGUGUACUGUCCAUCAAAGAAAGAGGCAGAGCGUGUGACAGCAGCUCUAUUCAAACUGGACAUCCCAUGUGGAGUUUAUCACGCCGGUCUGAGCAUCAAACAGAGGAGAGAGACUCAGCACCAGUUCAUGAGGGAUGAGAUUCAGUGUGUGGUGGCCACAGUGGCGUUUGGGAUGGGCAUCAAUAAAUCUGACAUCAGGAAGGUCAUCCAUUAUGGAGCUCCAAAAGAAAUGGAGUCCUACUAUCAGGAGAUUGGCAGGGCUGGUAGAGACGGGCUGCCUAGUGCCUGUCACGUCUUAUGGAUGCCAGGAGAUAUGGCACUGAAUAAAUUCAUUCUCAACCAAUCCAAAAAGGAGCGCUUCAGGAGUUACAAAAUAGACAUGAUGGCAAAAAUGGAAAAGUAUCUGAACUCAACCAAAUGUAGAAGAAAGUUGAUUUUGUGUCAUUUUGAAGACAAGCGUCUUAGGAAAGUGACGUCUGGAAUUCUGGGUAGCAGUCAAUGUUGUGAUAACUGCCGGUCAGGUGUGAAUAAAGAGGAUCCAGAGGUGCUCCAGCAGGACUUUGGCUUGUGUGCGUAUCAAUUGAUAAAGGCCAUCAGUGCUAUGGAUGAGAGGUUUGGCAUCACAGCGCCCAUCCUCUUCCUGCGUGGUUCAAGUUCUCAGCGGGUUCCAGAUCGCUUUCGGAAGCACUCCCUUUUUGGUAUUGGCAGGGACGUCUCAGAAACUUGGUGGAAAGCUCUUGGCCGAGAACUUAUUGCUGAGAAAUAUCUGAUGGAAGCCACAGGCCACAGCAAAUUCACCACUCUCUGUAAAAUCACACCCAAGGGAAGAUCAUGGAUGAGUAAAGCUGAAGAUGAGAAGCACCGACAGCUUUUGCUGCAGCCCAACAGAGAUCUGUUCAGCAGAGUGUGUGCACCGCGGAGAAAUGCAGAUCCAGCACAAGUUGAACCUACAGUUUCUAACCUGCCGUCACCUCACAUACGGCCCUCUCUUGUUUCAUUUCAGAGGACAAAGCUUGGUUCUGAAUUCCCUCAGAUUGUGAAGAAAGGAGAUUUACCCUCUAGGUCAGCAGCCAGACAAACAAAGAUUCAAACUGAUGUCAGAGCCCAAACUCCAGGAGCCUCUGCUAAAGAAAUUCAGCUACAGUCUGAGCUGUAUGGUAAGCUGGUGUCUGAGCGUCAGAAGUUAGCUAGUCUCAGAGACAUCCCACCAGCUCUACUGGCCACCAAUAAAAUCCUGCUGGACAUGUCAAAAUUAAGGCCUUGCACAAUGUCCAGCUUGAAACAGGUGGAUGGAGUUUCAGAAGCAAAAGCAGCCAUGUUAACACCUCUCAUUGAUGUCAUCGUCAAAUUCUGCCAGACACACGGAUUACAGGUGGAUGUUUCCUCCAACUCUGCUUCAUCUGUCCAAACACACUCCAGCCGUGAGUCCGUUGUAGGAUCUGUGGCUCAGUGUCUGCCGGACAGCGUCUCCAUCACAUACAGGCUCUUCCAGACAGAGCACAAGAGCUUGAGGCAGGUAUCAGAUGCUCGCGCUCUGCCCAUAGCGGUGGUGGAGUCUCAUCUUCUGCAAGCUCAGAAAAUGGGCUACGUUGUGGACACAGACAGAGCAGGUCUCUCAACAUCCAUCAUGAGCACCAUCAGAAAAAACACAGCCAGCUCAGAUUUGUGUGAUUUUAAAGCAGUUCGUUCUCGUGUCCCUGAAGAUAUUAAUAAUUAUCUCUUGAGAAUGGCGAUUUAUGAACUCCAGAAAGAAGCUUCAUCCACAAAACAUCAUGACAUCAGCUGGAUUGAGCCACUGGACAAAUCAACUACUGCAAACAGACCAGCAGAUAAACGUGUGUGUGAAGAGCCACAGCAGGAGCCAGACGCCAUAGACAGAAGUGAAGAUGAUCUCUUCAUCAAUAUUCCCAUGCCACAGGAAGAACCCUGCUUGGGAAGUAAUGAACCUCUGAAGUCACAUGAGCCAGUUCCUCAAAGCAGUGGAAUGGAGCUGGCUUCCUGGAACCAGGAUAACCUGGAUAGGGAUACACAAGAUCUCUUCAGCGAUUCUCCUGUGAAGACUGUGAGUCAGCCUGCAAAGAGAAAACUGCCUGACUGGGCUGCAGGACCUACAACAUCAGUAACAAUUGCAUCGGAAAAGAGAACCAAAAAGAAGAAAGGACUUUUCAGUUGACAGUCUUAUCUUACUGAGCAGUUUAUUGUUUAUCUUGAUAUUUUGUACAUUUUUUAAAUUUGUUUUUGUUAAUAGCCUAAUUGUACGAGGGCGUCACCUUAUUUGUCUGUAAUUGUUCUCAAGGCUCUUGUUAAAAGGGGGACCAGCAGCUUGAUGUCUGCCGCCAGCUUGAACUCUUCCUGGCAUUUUUCAGAUUUCCCACAGACUAGUCAGCGAGUCUUUCUCAAUUUGUGCGUAUCGUGUUUCUGCUUCCGUGAGCGGCCCGAAGCUGUAUGCUACUGCCGUCCACCUGUCGUUGUGGAAGCACUUCUCAAAGACUUCAAAAAACUGAGAUUUCGGAAGUGUGGGCGGAGGACUUUAUAAGUCAUUCAUUCUUGGACAUGAAAAUCUCUGACCAUAGACGAUAUGAUUUUUGAAAGUUAAGAAAGUUUAUUGCUAAAAAGAAGAUUUUCAAAAACAAACAAAAAGCUAUUAGUUACUUUACAUUAUAAACCCGUUGUAACCUGCAUCUAUUAACUUAACAUCUAUUAUUAUGUCCAUGGUUCCUUAAAUUAAUAAUUUAAAGGCAAUGGGUUUGCUCACUUUUUAAAAGUAAACUAAUCGCUUUAAAAGCAAAAAGUUUAUUCACUUAAGUAAAUUCAACCAAUCUUUUUAUACAGUGUAAAUGCACUUUCUCACAAAGCAAACGGUGUAUUUUCUCUCAACACGAACAAUUAAUAAAACGCACAGCAUUUUCUCACAACGCAAACAUUUUCCGAAAAUGCACUUCAUUUUUAUACAAAGCAAACACUUAAUAAAAUGCGCUGCAUUUCACACAUCGCAAACAAUAAAAUGUGCUGUACUUUCUCCCAACGCACACAUUUUAAGAAAACACACUGCUUUUUCACACAACGCAAACAAUUAAAAAAACAUGCUGCACUUUCUCACAAAGCAAACAUUUGAUGAAAACGCACUGCAUUUUCUCACAACGCAAACAAUUAAUAAAGCGCACUGCAUUUUCACAAACGCUAACAAUUAAUAAAGCGCACUGCAUUUUCACAAACGCUAACAAUUAAUAAAGCGCACUGCAUUUUCACACAACGCAAACAAUAAAGCGCGCUGCAUUUUCACACAAACAAACAAUUAAUAAAACGCACUGUUUUCACACAACGCAAACAAUUAAUAAAACGCACUGUUUUCACACAACGCAAACAAUUAAUAAAACAUGCUGCACUUUCUCACAAAGCAAACAUUUUAUGAAAACGCACUGCAUUUUCUCACAACGCAAACAAUUAAUAAAACGUACUGCAGUUUCUCCCAACGCAAACAUUUUAUGAAAAUGCACUGCACAUAAAUGAAAUUGUACAUAAUGCAAACAAUUUCUAAAACGCACUUCAUUUUCACACAACGCAAACACUUAAUAAAAUAUGCUGUAUUUUCUCACAACUCAAACAUUUUACGGAAACGCACUGCAUUUCACACAAUGCAAACAGUAAAUUGCACUGCAUUUUCACACAAAGCAAAAAAAAAUGCGCUGUAUUUUCUCACAAUGCAAACAUUUUACGAAAAUGGGCUGCAUUUUCACACAACGCAAACAAUUAAUAAAAUGCACUGCAUUUUCACACAACGCAAACAAUUAAUAAAAUAUGCUGUAUUUUCUCACAACUCAAACAUUUUACGGAAACGCACUGCAUUUCACACAAUGCAAACAGUAAAUUGCACUGCAUUUUCACACAAAGCAAAAAAAAAUGCGCUGUAUUUUCUCACAAUGCAAACAUUUUACGAAAAUGGGCAGCACAACGCAAACAAUUAAUAAAAUGCACUGCAUUUUCACACAACGCAAACAAUUAAUAAAAUAUGCUGUAUUUUCUCACAACUCAAACAUUUUACGGAAACGCACUGCAUUUCACACAAUGCAAACAGUAAAUUGCACUGCAUUUUCACACAGCAAAAAAAAUGCGCUGUAUUUUCUCACAAUGCAAACAUUUUACGAAAAUGGGCUGCAUUUUUACACAACGCAAACAAUUAAUAAAAUGCACUGCAUUUUCACACAACGCAAACAAUUAAUAAAACGCACUGUGUUUUCACACAACACAAACGAUUAAUAAAAUGCGCUGCAUUUCCACACAACGCAAACAAUUAAUAAAAUGCACUGCGUUUUCACACAACACAAACAAACAAUAAAAUGCGCUGCAUUUUCACACAAAGCAAAAAAUAAAACGCGCUGCAUUUUCACACAACGCAAACAUUUAUUAAAACACGCUGCGUUUUCUCACAACGCAAUGGAAAUGUUUCAAGGAAACCCUAAAAUGUUAUGGACCAGGCUAUUUAGUUUGUGAUUAUUUAGGCUAAUAAAUACUAAAGACAAAAUAAAAUAAACACAAAAAACUCAUGGUUCAAAGAUAACCUACAACAUCACUAAGCACUAGUCACGGCACAGCACUUUAUUAAUUUGUUUGCGUUGUGAAAAAAUGCAGCACGUUUUAUUAUUGUGUUUGCGUUGUGAGGAUUGUCAAACGGAUGACGAUCUUUUCUUCAUUUGCUAGCGUUUUUUGUAAUUGCAUGUGUUUUCUUAAAUUGCAGCACUCUCUCGGCCACUGUACAUUUUGCUUCAUACAGUGAAAAAGGGAUUUGGCAUCUUACCAUUGCUUGCUUGCACUGAAGCAGUAUAUUCACAGAGCUACUGUAUGUAUAUAAGUGCAAAAUAAAAGUCAUAAGGCCCAAUGUUGCCCAUAUAGUGUAGAGACCCACAUAUCCUGUCUCAUCGUGUACUCAACAGUGAGUGUUCAUCAAGCUUGGCAGAUUUCUGAUGUUUCCAUCAUUCCUCAUCACCAUCUUCCCUAAAACCUCUCAGUGUUUUUUUAACAAGACAUUUUGCUCCUGCAACUUACCUGAUGCUGCUGAAAACCUUUCUAUGUCAAUACUUGACCGGUUUUGCACAACUCCAAAUUAUUUUGUGUUAACCUUGGUAACUAGUGUACAUUAUUGUUUUGUAUAAAAAAUAACAAAAAUAUAAGAAAUUAAAGAGAUGUAACUGCA
This is a messenger RNA of Danio aesculapii, 7340 nucleotides long. RefSeq names its product WRN RecQ like helicase (gene wrn). Gene Ontology annotation, molecular function: 3'-5' exonuclease activity; ATP binding; 3'-5' DNA helicase activity. NCBI's taxonomy places the organism in Eukaryota, Metazoa, Chordata, Actinopteri, Cypriniformes, Danionidae. The record is from RefSeq and is a predicted model, not a curated record. Bases 165 to 4322 code for a protein of 1385 amino acids. Gene Ontology annotation, cellular component: nucleus; nucleoplasm; cytoplasm. Gene Ontology annotation, biological process: telomere maintenance; double-strand break repair via homologous recombination; DNA replication. The transcript is spliced from 37 exons.